AGCGGCGGAAGCGGAGUCCACAUCCAAGAUGUCUGCUGAUUUUUACUGUGUCUGAACAAACUCAAGACUCGUGGAGAAUGGCCGAGGGUGGAAUCGACGAGUUAUCGCAGCUUGAGUAUUUGUCUUUGGUGUCUAAGGUCUGCACGGAGCUCGACAACCAUCUGGGAAUAAGCGAUAAAGAUUUAGCUGAAUUUGUCAUCAACCUCGCUGAAAAACAACCGACGUUCGAUGCAUUCAAGGCUGUUCUGCUCCAAAAUGGAGCCGAAUUCACUGAUUCCCUCAUUGGUAAUUUGCUCAGGCUCAUUCAGACUAUGCGACCUGCGUCUAAGGCGUCUACAAGCAAAGCCUCUGAAGGUUUGGUCAAACCAAAGUCAGAAAAGGAAAAGUUGAAGGAGAUGUUUCCUGCACUGUGUAGAGCAAAUGAUCCAGCACCAAAGAGGCUCUUAGAUGAAGAUGAUGUUAAAGUCGCAGCUGAUGCAAUGAAGGAGCUUGAAAUGUUUAUGCCCAGUGUCAGUGGGACAGAGUCCAAAGGCAGCAAGAGCAGGUCAGAAAAGAGCAGACAUCACAGUCGAAGCAGAAGCAGAGAAAGAGACAGACACCGUGAAAGAGAUCGGGAGAAGGACAGGAAAAGGAGACACCGUUCUCGAUCACGCUCCAGAUCCAGAUCUCGUUCCAGAGACCGCGAUCGUCACAGGGACAGAGAGCGAGAUCGUGGCAAAAGAAGAGACAAAUCCUCUCGGUGGACUGACCGCUCACCUAGCCCUAGAAAAGACCAAGACAGAGACUCUGACCGCUGGAAGGACAAACAUGUGGACCGGCCUCCACCGGAGGAGCCUUCAGUUGGUGACAUAUACAAUGGCAAAGUCACCAGCAUCAUGCAGUUUGGAUGCUUUGUUCAGCUGGAAGGAUUGAGGAAACGAUGGGAGGGUUUGGUCCACAUUUCUGAGUUGCGCAGAGAGGGACGUGUGGCCAACGUGGCUGAUGUUGUCAGCAAAGGUCAAAGAGUCAAAGUCAAGGUGCUCUCGUUCACUGGCUCCAAGACCAGCCUCAGCAUGAAGGAUGUAGACCAGGAGACAGGUGAGGAUCUGAACCCCAACAGGAGAAGGAACGUUGGCCCUGAUGGAGGUGAGGAGAUCUCCAUGAGGAACCCCGACCGGCCAAGCAACCUGAAUCUCGGCCACGCCCCUGAGCUCGAUCAGGACGACACCCUGGAGCGCAAGAGGCUCACCAAGAUAUCUGACCCAGAGAAGUGGGAGAUAAAACAGAUGAUUGCUGCCAACGUCUUAUCCAAAGAAGAGUUCCCGGAUUUUGAUGACGAGACAGGAAUACUUCCUAAAGUUGACGAUGAAGAAGAUGAGGACUUAGAAAUUGAACUAGUUGAAGAGGAGCCCCCAUUUCUGAGGGGACAUACUAAACAAAGCAUGGACAUGAGCCCCGUCAAGAUUGUCAAGAAUCCAGAUGGCUCGCUGUCCCAGGCCGCCAUGAUGCAGAGCGCCCUCGCUAAGGAGCGACGAGAGGUGAAGCAAGCUGCACGAGAGGCAGAGAUGGACUCCAUCCCAAUGGGGCUGAAUAAACACUGGGUGGACCCGCUGCCAGACGCUGACGGCAGGCAGAUUGCAGCCAACAUGAGAGGCAUUGGCAUGAUGCCCAACGACAUCCCAGAGUGGAAGAAGCAUGCGUUUGGGGGCAACAAGGCCUCGUAUGGAAAGAAGACCCAGCUCUCUAUUCUGGAGCAGAGAGAGAGCCUGCCCAUCUACAAGCUCAAGGAGCAACUCAUUCAGGCUGUUCACGAUAACCAGAUUUUGAUUGUGAUUGGAGAGACGGGGUCUGGUAAGACUACUCAGAUCACUCAGUACCUGGCAGAGGCAGGCUACACCACCAGGGGGAAGAUCGGUUGUACGCAACCCCGUCGUGUGGCUGCCAUGUCGGUGGCCAAGAGAGUCUCUGAGGAGUAUGGUUGUUGUCUGGGACAAGAGGUCGGUUACACCAUUCGUUUUGAGGACUGCACGAGCCCAGAGACCGUGAUCAAGUACAUGACUGACGGUAUGCUGCUGAGAGAAUGUUUAAUCGACUCUGAACUGGGCCAGUAUGCCAUCAUCAUGCUGGACGAAGCCCACGAGAGGACGAUCCACACAGACGUUCUCUUUGGUUUGCUCAAGAAGACCGUACAGAAACGCACAGAUAUGAAGCUGAUUGUAACGUCAGCUACGCUUGACGCCGUGAAGUUCUCCCAGUAUUUCUACGAGGCACCCAUUUUCACUAUCCCUGGAAGAACAUAUCCUGUAGAGGUUCUUUACACCAAAGAGCCUGAGACGGACUACCUCGACGCCAGCCUCAUCACAGUCAUGCAGAUCCAUCUGACCGAACCUCCAGGUGACAUCCUGGUGUUUCUGACUGGGCAGGAAGAGAUUGACACCGCCUGUGAGAUCCUGUAUGAGAGAAUGAAGUCCCUGGGGCCUGAUGUUCCUGAACUCAUUAUUCUGCCCGUUUAUUCUGCCCUGCCCAGUGAGAUGCAGACAAGGAUCUUUGACCCUGCGCCUCCAGGCAGCAGGAAGGUCGUGAUUGCUACAAACAUUGCUGAAACGUCUCUGACGAUUGAUGGAAUCUACUAUGUGGUGGACCCCGGGUUUGUGAAGCAAAAAGUUUACAACUCCAAGACUGGUAUCGACCAACUGGUGGUGACUCCAAUCUCACAGGCUCAGGCCAAGCAGAGAGCAGGUCGAGCCGGAAGGACGGGGCCAGGGAAGUGUUACAGGCUCUACACCGAGAGAGCCUACAGAGACGAGAUGCUGACGACCAACGUACCCGAGAUCCAGAGAACCAAUUUGGCCAGCACAGUGCUCUCGCUGAAGGCAAUGGGCAUCAACGAUCUCCUGUCUUUUGACUUCAUGGAUGCACCUCCAAUGGAGACCCUGAUCACAGCCAUGGAGCAGCUGUACACUCUGGGUGCUCUGGAUGAUGAAGGCUUACUAACACGGCUUGGCAGAAGGAUGGCCGAGUUCCCUUUGGAGCCGAUGCUGUGUAAGAUGCUGAUCAUGUCCGUGCAUCUGGGCUGCAGUGAAGAAAUGCUCACCAUUGUGUCUAUGCUGUCUGUGCAGAACGUCUUUUAUAGGCCCAAGGAUAAGCAAGCUUUGGCCGACCAGAAAAAGGCAAAGUUUCACCAGCCUGAGGGAGAUCACCUGACUCUGCUGGCCGUCUACAACUCCUGGAAGAACAACAAGUUCUCCAACCCCUGGUGUUAUGAGAACUUCAUCCAGGCUCGGUCCCUUCGGAGAGCUCAGGACAUCCGCAAACAGAUGCUGGGCAUCAUGGACAGACAUAAACUGGAUGUGGUAUCGUGUGGCAAAGCCACAGUGCGAGUGCAAAAAGCCAUCUGCAGUGGCUUCUUCAGGAAUGCGGCCAAGAAGGAUCCUCAGGAGGGCUACAGAACCCUUAUCGACCAGCAAGUGGUUUACAUUCACCCGUCCAGUGCUCUGUUCAACCGGCAGCCUGAAUGGGUUGUGUACCAUGAGCUGGUGCUGACCACCAAAGAGUACAUGCGUGAGGUGACCACCAUUGACCCUCGCUGGCUGGUGGAGUUUGCACCAGCCUUCUUCAAAGUGUCUGACCCCACUCGCCUCAGCAAGCAGAAGAAACAGCAACGCCUCGAGCCUCUGUACAACCGUUACGAGGAACCCAACGCUUGGAGAAUCUCUCGUGCCUUCAGACGCCGCUGAUGGGACAAAUCCUUACUGCCCGUUCUGGUAU
Messenger RNA from Betta splendens (Siamese fighting fish), 3747 nucleotides. RefSeq names its product DEAH (Asp-Glu-Ala-His) box polypeptide 8 (gene dhx8). The coding region runs from base 78 to 3716 and encodes 1212 amino acids. The transcript has 23 exons. The record is from RefSeq and is a predicted model, not a curated record. Gene Ontology annotation, cellular component: catalytic step 2 spliceosome; intracellular anatomical structure. Gene Ontology annotation, biological process: mRNA splicing, via spliceosome; spliceosomal complex disassembly. Lineage: Eukaryota; Metazoa; Chordata; Actinopteri; Anabantiformes; Osphronemidae. Gene Ontology annotation, molecular function: RNA binding; ATP binding; RNA helicase activity.